AUGUUUACUAGGUACUUAGUACGCUUAAAAUGUUGGUAUCUUGAUUGGGGGGUUUUUAUUUUAUUAUUUAUAUAUACCAGCGAAAUGCUAAAGUCUAGAUUAUCUAUAUAUCAGGCUAAUUUCCCUUCAUCGGGUGCGAUGACACCCAUAAGAGAUUAUGAGUCAGAAAGGGAGCCUGCGACCGAAGACCAGUUGCACCAAAAUGUGGGGAAUCCAUAUGCCAACUCUCUUUGGGAAAGGAUUGGAAACGAUAAACAGCAUAUCGAGGUAAUAAACAGUCGUGCAAAUAAUGCUAAAAGGAGUUAUGAGAGUUCAAGCUCUAGACAUCGUCCCACAAGCUUAAAGCUUGAUGAUGACCCUUCCAAUACAAGAACCAAACGUGUAGAUUCACCUUUGUUACUGAAACACUUUGAUGAUUAUUUAACGGCAAAAUCUCCAAAAAUCGAUGCCAAGCUUCUAAGUCUGUUGGAUACUCUGAGGAAGUUUAUUGAAACAGAGCAGGGCUACUGUGAUAUACUGGAGCUUGCAAAUACCGUUUACAGAUGUGAGAUAAACAACAAGAAAAUGAAAUAUCAGCUUUUGGAUAAGAACAAAAAUGAUGAACUACUGCUAUUUGGAGAUAUUGAAACUCUAUCUUCAAUCAGUAGACUUUUGGUGAGUCAGUUCAAAGAGAGAGUUUCGAAGAACUUGAAAUGGAGAGAUGGUGACCAGUUAUGGGUUGAAUUAAGAAGCAGCCCAGGAUUAGCUAAAAAUGUAAUUGAAGAUUUGAAAAUUGCCGAAUUGCUGUACUUCCAUCUGGAUAGAAUAAAAUAUUUGUAUCUUACAUACGCCAUUAACCACAGGAAGCAAAUAAGGUUAUUAAAAGAGUUGAAGAGGUACAAUGGAAUUGAAUUUUAUAAGUGGUACGACAGGUGUUUACAAAAAGCGGAUUCAAUUAAGCUCGAAUAUAUCCUGACACAACCAAUUGAAAGGCUGAAAAUUUGGGCCAUGCUUUCUGAGGAAUUAAUGCUAUACAGUGAUGGAAUUAUUUCAGAUGAAGCGUCCAAACAGCUGUCGAGUUUCCACAACGAGUAUUCGACGUACCUCAGCCGGAUUAAGAAAAGCGAAGAAGAAUAUGAGAAGCAUGAGAAUCGAGAUCAUAGUCUGACUCCGACUGAAAUAAUUAAAUUAUAUGAAACAUGUAUUGAUUCGAAACAAUCAAUAUUAACACACCCUACUAAGCCAUCUAAAUCAGAGUCAGAGGGUACAACUAAGUCGUUUGUAACCACUACUAGUAGUUUUUACUCAGCGAAUGAGACUGAGGGCGACCUGAAUUAUGAAGAGCAAGGAGUAGACAGACAAGACAAUCUCGAAGAUCCUAGAAGGUUAUCAUCUUACAUUAGUCUUUUUUUUCAACUUCGAAAGGGAUUUAGAACAUUGAAUGAAGAGCUAGAGAGAUUAAACCUAGUGGACAUCGUCGAUAGACAGCUGGAGAAUGCUAAAUGUUGGCAGAGGUUAAUGGAGUUCGAGCCACAAUCAGAGAUCGUCAGGGAAGAUAUCUAUAUGUCCUCCAUAUAUUCAACAUUCAUCGAUAAGCUGCAUCAACAGCGAGAACAAGUCACACUGUUAAGACUCACACAACUGAAAAAAUUACUCCUAGAACCUCUAGGCAUAAUUAUCGUCAGAACAGAUUCUAUAAAACAGAAAAUCGAUGACUUAAAAGUUUUACGGGGAGAUUAUAGAUCGUUUUUAAAACAGAAAGACCACAGAGACAUCAAAAAGGAGGUAAUAGCGAAAAGCUACGAAGCCGCAAAGGAUGAACUAUUACAAGAAUUACCUAUAUUUUUGGAGCUUGCUGAGCAGAGCAUCACAUACAUCUUGUUAAAAUAUCAGUCAAUAAUGCUGCAAUACCUAAAAAUUUUGUGUGGAGGAGAAAAUCUACUCAAAAAGGAACUUAAAAUAUCAAAAGAUAGCGAACGUGAACUUGGUGAUAACUUCGAUAUCCUUCAGAUGUUCUCAUCUUCAAGAUUUUACACUAAGCAGGCUGUUAGAGAAAACUGGCAAUUCCCAGGAAUACCCAGUGCCAGCAGAGUAUUGCGUAAGUUGUUCGAACUUUAA
This is a messenger RNA of Eremothecium cymbalariae DBVPG#7215, 2097 nucleotides long. It is a transcript of the gene FUS2, whose product is annotated as Fus2p. Lineage: Eukaryota; Fungi; Ascomycota; Saccharomycetes; Saccharomycetales; Saccharomycetaceae. Bases 1 to 2097 code for a protein of 698 amino acids. The transcript has a single exon. The record is from RefSeq and is a predicted model, not a curated record. Gene Ontology annotation, molecular function: guanyl-nucleotide exchange factor activity.